AUGGCAGCUCUAGACAUCAGACUGAAGAAAGUGAACAAGACCUACAGAGAGGGGGAGUUGCUGGCCGGUGUGGUUGUGGUACAGAGCAAGGGAGAGCUGCAGCACCAGGGCAUCAGCCUGCUCACUGAAGGCAUGGUCAACAUGCAGCUGAGUGCUAAAAGUGUUGGUGUCUUCGAGGCCUUCUACAACUCUCUCAAGCCAAUCCAGUUAUUGAGCUACACACUGGAAGUGGCCAAGCCUGGGAAGCUUCCACCGGGGAAGACGGAGAUUCCGUUUGAGGUGCCACUGAAGCCGAAGCCAGGCAAGACACUGUACGAGACUUACCAUGGUGUGUUUGUGAACAUUCAGUAUCUAGUACGAGUGGACAUGAAGCGGUCACUUCUCAACAAGGACUUGCAGAAGCAAACUGAGUUCAUCAUUGAAUAUAAGAGCCAGGAAGAGAAAGCCAAACCGAAAUUGAUAAAUUUUACUAUCACCCCGGAGACUCUGACGAAUGUGAAGGAAAAACAAAAUGUGCCCAAGUUUAAAGUCAAGGGCCACUUGGAUUCUUCUUGCCUUCAGAUAACAAAACCACUGACUGGAGAGCUGACAGUUGAACUCUGUGAAGCUGCUAUCAAAUCUAUAGAGAUUCAGCUGGUCAGGGUUGAGACAUGUGGCUGUGCAGAGGGAUAUGCCAAAGAUGCCACGGAAAUCCAGAAUAUUCAAAUCGCAGAUGGUGAUGUCGCACGAAAUGUAGCGAUCCCAAUUUACAUGGUUUUCCCUCGCCUCUUCACCUGUCCAUCACUUUCCACCAAUAAUUUCAAAGUUGAUUUUGAAAUCAACAUUGUCAUCGUGUUUGCUGAUGAUCAUCUAGUCACGGAAAACUUUCCACUCAAGUUGGCCAGGUUUUAG
Molecule: messenger RNA, 891 nt
Organism: Candidula unifasciata
Lineage: Eukaryota; Metazoa; Mollusca; Gastropoda; Stylommatophora; Geomitridae
Source: the annotation of a GenBank genome assembly